GGCCCUUUGGGAGCCUACAGACCCCCCACAGCCUGGCAACCCAGCAAACGGAGCAGCAAUGAUCCAGAAUGUGGGCAACCACUUACGAAGGGGCUUCGCCUCUAUGUUCUCUAGUCGCACAUCCCGGAAGUCAGUCUCUCAUCCGGAGUCCGGAGACGCUUCCACCAUGGCAGAGGGUGAAGAAUACCGUAACCCUACGGAGGUGCAGAUGAGCCAGCUGGUGCUGCCCUGCCACACUAACCACCGUGGGGAACUGAGCAUUGGACAGUUGCUCAAAUGGAUCGACACCACAGCCUGCCUAUCAGCAGAGAGGCAUGCUGGCUGCCCCUGUGUCACAGCCUCCAUGGAUGACAUCUACUUCGACCAUACCAUUAGUGUCGGCCAAGUGGUGAAUAUCAAGGCCAAGGUGAACCGGGCCUUCAACUCCAGCAUGGAGGUGGGAAUCCAGGUGGUCUCUGAAGAUCUGUGCUCUGAAAAGCAGUGGAGUGUCUGCAAGGCCUUGGCCACCUUUGUGGCCCACGGGGAGCUCUCCAAGGUGAAGCUGAAGCAGGUUAUCCCAUUGACAGAGGAGGAGAAGACUGAGCAUGGGGUGGCGGCUGAACGCCGGCGUAUGCGACUGGUCUACGCAGACACCAUCAAGGAUCUCCUAGCCCACUGUGCCAAGCAGGAUGGAACCCUCUCAUCUGCUUGCUGUCCUCCCGGACCAGAUCUGGACAAGGACUUCAGCAAUAUAGUGCCAGCUGAGAAGACCCGAGUGGAGAGUGUGGAGCUGGUGCUGCCUCCUCACGCCAAUCAUCAGGGCAAUACCUUUGGGGGCCAGAUCAUGGCCUGGAUGGAAAACGUGGCCACCAUUGCAGCCAGCCGGCUCUGUCAUGCCCACCCUACCCUCAAGGCCAUCGAGAUGUUCCAUUUCAGAGGCCCAUCUCAGGUGGGGGACCGUCUGGUGCUCAAGGCCAUCGUGAAUAACGCCUUCAAGCACAGCAUGGAGGUGGGUGUGUGUGUGGAGGCUUAUCGCCAGGAGGCUGAGACCCAGCGCCGGCACAUCAACAGCGCCUUCAUGACUUUUGUGGUCCUGGAUAAAGAUGACCAGCCUCAGAAGCUGCCCUGGAUUCGUCCCCAGCCUGGGGAGGGUGAACGGCGAUACCAAGAGGCCAGCGCCAGGAAGAAGAUCCGCCUGGACAGGAAGUACCUUGUGUCCUGUAAGCAGACGGAAGUGGCUCUGUCUGUCCCCUGGGACCCUAGUAACCAGGUGUACCUGAGCUAUUACAACGUGUCCUCUCUGAAGACGCUCGUGGCCAAGGACAACUGGGUGCUGUCCGUGGAGAUGGGUGAGGUCCGCCUGUACAUCCUGGAAGAGGAGUUCCUGUCCUUUCACUUGGAGAUGGUUGUACAUGUGGAUGCUGCCCAGGUCUUUCAGCUGCUUUCAGACCUGCGCAGAAGACCAGAGUGGGACAAGCAUUACCGGAGCGCGGAGCUGGUUCAGCAAGUGGAUGAGGAUGACGCCAUCUAUCAUGUCAUCAGCCCCACCCUGAGUGGUAACACCAAGCCCCAGGACUUUGUGAUCCUGGCCUCUAGGAGAAAGCCUUGUGACAAUGGGGACCCCUAUGUCAUUGCCCUGAGGUCCGUCACACUGCCCACACACCACGAGACACCAGAAUAUCAACGUGGGGAGACUCCCUGUUCAGGCUUCUGUCUGUGGCGUGAGGGGGACCAGUUGACUAAGGUUUCUUACUACAACCAAGCCACCCCUGGAUUUCUCAACUAUGUGACUACCAAUGUAGCUGGCCUGUCUUCAGAAUUCUACAACACUUUCAAGGCUUGUGAGAGUUUCCUGCUGGACAACCGGAAUGACCUAGCCCCCAGCCUCCAGACCCUGUAGACACCAUCCCAUGCUGCCCCAGGUCUUACACAGUGUGUGGAGCAAAGCAGAGGCAUUUAUUCACCUUGACUCCCCAUGGAAGCCUUCCACAUUAGACGGUCCAGUCCUACUGGAUGGUUGGUACCUGUUCACAUCUGCCUGCAAGUCUUUCCUGUACUCAUGUGGUAUCCUGUAAUAGACUCGGGUCCUGUCCACGGCCCUGGCCACCCACAAUCCAGCCCACACAUCCGUAUGGCUGUUCCCAGCAAGGCUGUGGUACACGGUGACAGUGGCUCUAGGGGAAGAAGCCAGUAGCCUAGCCACAGUUUUGGCUGGACUCUGGCCCAGUGGCUCAGCCUGCAGCUGGAAGGACACAGGUUGACGGAGUCCCUGACACAGCUCCAGCAUAUCUGUAACCAUCUGCUCCUGAUAGCCACUGCCCAGCAUCUCUUCAGGCCAGCCUGGUGCCACAGUCACAUGGGGGAAAACUUCAGCCACAGCUGUGAGCAGUUCUCUGCCAGCUAUGUGGCCAGGGACCACAAAACUACCAUAUGAGACUGUGGCUCCCACCCACACAGGCCAGGGCAGAUGGCCAAGGGUGGAGAGGUGUGCUAAUGUGGCCAGGGAUGGCCGGAGAGCUGCGGGUUCCACUAUGUUCACAUGGAUGCCCCAGCGCCUGGGGUGAACAGCCAGGUGCAGCAGACAUGACUCCAGUGUCAGAACAGGACCACCCAGGGCACGCAGGAUGGGCACAGGGUUCCCAGCCUCAGGUUCCUGGAGGCCAACAUCCAGUAGGAUCAUCCCUUCUUUAUCUGGAAGAGGCAACAGUGUUUGGAGAUCCAGUCAUCAUGGGAUGUCAGUGUUUCUUGUUAAAGGGGACAGACAUGGGGACGUGUUCUGGGGACAAAGAACUGGUGCCAGCCAUUCUUGAGUAUUCCAGCCCCAUCCCAGGCUCAAAGUGCUAUGACUGGUGACUCUCAGGCAGGCAUGACAAAUUGUUGGCCUCAGUUCUUGACCUUCCUAGUGACUCAGAGCUGGGUCACCACCCACUCCUCUAGUCAGUGUGGCUGAGGACUCAAGGCUGUUGGUCUAAGACCAGGAGUUUCUGCUCUUGACAUUAUUCCUCCCACUUUGUAUCCAGUGUGUGGCUUAUCAUGUUGCCAUGGUAACAGAGAAUCAAGUUACCCACCCAAGCAAAUGACAGACCUGUAGGUUAGCCAAGAAUUUUAGAGCUGCACGCAGACUCACCAGGGACAGCAAUGGCUGCUCUUCUCCCUGUGCCAUUCGUUCCCAGAGCCAGCCACUCUACCUCCAGACCAUCACCCUUGGGCUGCUGGAGAAGAGGGAUCAGGCUGCCACCUGUGUAGUAGGUUCGCUUCCGGGUGCUGUUCACUGUGGGACCCAAAGUUGCCAAAGUCAGGGACCACUCUUCACAAAUCCCCUUGCAUAUGCACUGGCUCUCCCAUACCCUAAGCCUUAUGGCUGUCAGUUCCUUUUUGGGUAGAUUUGAAGUCAUUGUCUCAUACUCUGACAUUCAACAGAGUUUACUGGGCCAGAAACCAAACAGAGCUAGAGAUGGUGGGCCCCAAAGCAUGUCUCCUUGGCCCCUUCCUGGAUAUGACUCUCUCAAUAGGAGUGGAAUCUGAUGGUACCUCUUGGGAUGACUUCGUGUAGGUGCCCCUAGACUCAGGGGCAAGAGAACAGGGGUUUGCAUAGUGGCAUCUGGCUCAUGAACUAGUGUGCACACAAGAGGGCUGUGCUCUGAGGCACUAGUGGCAAAGAUGAAUGGUGCUGUGAAAGCCAGUGCACAUGUGCGUGUGCAUCUGUCUGUCUGUCUUGGCUGACAGACAGGCUAGGUUAUGAUCAGAUUGCACUCCUACAAAAUCCUUGUGGUUCUGGACUGCUGCUUCCCUCUCUUUCAACCAGACUUCUGCUUUGUGGAUAGGCAAAGCUUGGAUAACAAACAUAAUAUCCCAGGGGCAGAAGACAAAUUCUCAGCAUAGUUCCUGUCUCCUGUUCCAAGCAGAAUUUUCCCUUUCUAGACCACCCUUUCUCUGUUUCCCUGCCCACCCAAGGCUGCCCUGAGCAGAGCACAGCCCACACCUCCCCUCUCAGGCUCCCUUCUUACAGGCCAGCUGCUUAAACUGUGAAAAGACAGGCUCAAAGAGGUCAUAGUAGAUCUGGUGAGUGGCACUGUUGUCCCGGAUGAAGAGGAGAUCUUCUACUGACACGGGGUCUGAGGCACCCUGCCACAGUGUCAGGCUGUACCUGGAACCAGAGAGCUGACUCAGGGCCCGCUUGGGCCCAGAAAGACCCUCGACUCUACUUGUGUGCUCAGAACUGAAUGCCAGCUGAGCCCAGGAGUGGAACAUCUGUUCUCUGGCUUCCCACCAAAGGAUGAUGGGGAGCAAGAGUUCAGAGGGCAGAAGGAUGUACACCCCAGGGAUAUCUGUUUCUGAGUUACCCACCAAUGGAAGCAGUGACCAGCCUGUCACGGUGGGGGAGGGGGGGGUACAAGCCAAAGGCAGAGCAUAGGCCAGUGGGAAUGGGACAAGAUGAUCUUUAGGAUCCCUCUUGCCAUGUUCAUCUUGGGUCAGAGCCCAGGAUAGGUUUGGGACCAGUAGAGGGGGUUUCACCUCUCAGAUUGGCUCAGAAGCCAGCUGAAGUGAGGCCAAGCAGCCCGUGCCAUGACAGCCCGCACUGGGAAGGUGACCUUCUGUGGCAGCGCUCUGACCAGUUCUUGCAUUGUCUCCACCAUGGCUUGGGUGUAUGUGCUGUUUGGCAACUGAGGCACAUAAAGAGUGGUAAAGCCUGGAGAAAUGGUGACAUUUGGAUACUUCUCCUGGACAAGUGCCAGAAACCUGCAGAGAACAGAGAUAGCCAUCUUUCCAGACUGCUCUGGUACCUUCUUGUAGGCUCUUGCCACAGGGAUAGGGAACAGCCAGGCCUAUUGAGUGUGUGCUUGGAGAUUGGCAGCAGAGCCCUAAAGAACAACAGUGGUUUGCACACUUUGGCUGACAUCACCCCUCCUUGCAGUCAGGGAGGUCUGGGCUCAGGUCUCUACUCUGAAUCUGGUGAUCAUUUCAGCCUGAUUCUCAAAGACAGUGAGUGUCUGCCAGGGCAGGGCCUUCUAAACAUCCCCACAUCGCCAGAGGAGCCUGAGUGGGACUUGUAAGGUUUGCAGACUUUGAGUCUCCAUUUCAGAUUCCUAAUUUUUUUCUAUAUGAGAAGGGCAUGGUGCCACAUGUCUGCAAUCUCAGCACUUGGGGGGUAGGAGGCAGGAGGAUCAGGACUUCUUUCAUCCCCAGCUACAUAGCAAGUGCUGAUCUAGCCUAGGCUACACAAAACUUUCUCAAAGCAAUAAAUAAAUCAAGAAGAAUUAUUUGAAUUUUGUUCUGACACAAAUUUUUAAUAGGAAGGUAAUGUCACCUUCUGGCCAGCCCCCAGAUAUAUAAAUCAGUAUCCUGAGAGAAGCCUUAUUUGUCUUGGGCCCUACAUUUUCCAAAUAUAUCUCAUUUUGAAAAUCAUAGUAAAUAUUGGUUGGGCAGAUGGGGGUGCCUACAGAACACAAAACCCGAGGAGAAAGGCCUGUGGGAACCUUUGCUCUCCCAUUUUGUAGACUUAGACAGGCCAUUAACCUUUCACAGAUAGUUUUUAUACUUACAAGAUGAAUAUGACUAGUUGCUACCUCAUUCUCUUAAGAGUUCAGCUGUAUUCUGCAAAUAAAAUGCUUGAAACCAUGCCUGGGGUACAAUAACCAUUCAA
Grammomys surdaster is the source of this 5623-nucleotide messenger RNA. It is a transcript of the gene Acot11, whose product is annotated as acyl-CoA thioesterase 11. The transcript is spliced from 16 exons. The coding region runs from base 59 to 1879 and encodes 606 amino acids. Gene Ontology annotation, cellular component: extracellular exosome. Lineage: Eukaryota; Metazoa; Chordata; Mammalia; Rodentia; Muridae. The record is from RefSeq and is a predicted model, not a curated record. Gene Ontology annotation, molecular function: lipid binding; thiolester hydrolase activity.